AUAUACGGGGGCGCUUAGCGAGACAGCAGCCAGCAGCAGCAGAAGCAGCGCGAUCGCCAGCGCAGAGCAUCAGCGGGCGAGUCAAACAAGACUUAAACAACGGCGAGUGCAGACGCGGACGACCACCGACGGAAAAGGGAAAAAUUGGAAUCGGAUUCGGACAACAGAAGAGAGUGAAGAGGUUUGAGCUUUUGAGCCCGUCCCUCCCUACCCUCCCCCUUGUGCUCUUGUGCGUGUGUGUGCGCGCUUUGGAGGCACAGUCGAACCCCCGUGCAACCCGUUUUGUCUGCGCCCCCUUAUACUUCUGGCGUACCGUGCGUGUGUGCUUCUUGCGUAUAAGUUUGUAUGUGCAUGCGUUCGUGAGUGCGUGCGUGCGUGCGUGCAAGGCUGUGUUGGAAACAAAAGUACAAGUGUCUUUGCAGGAAUGUGCCGCGCCGGAAUCAUCGGUCAGCGAAGGUGAAGUCCAAAAGAAGGUGUGUGUGUUUCUGUGCGUGUAUGUGUGUGUGUGUGUGUGUGUGUGUGCUGUAGCUCCAGAACAGUCAAACCAGGCAAGCAGUAGUAGCAGCAUCGGCAGCACCCGUGUCUUCUGGAGGAUGUACCGGCGGCCUUCUGUGCGGUUGUGCGGUAUGUGUGCGCGCGCGCCCAGUGUUCCACGGUUGUGCAUGGUGUUGCGUCCGUGGUCCCACUAACGGACGGAAGGAGUAGAAAAAGAAGAAAAAGAAGCAGAACCAGACGUAGUAAUUUCGUGUGGGGUGCAGGGUGUGCUCGCGAACUCGGAUCGCAUAAUAAAAAAAAUCUCCACUUAAGACCUCCUGUCGGAAACGAAGCGACCUCCGCCUCAUUUGGUCACCAUAGCCACGCACACACACACACACACGUUCCGCGUACACUCUCCACCUCUCCACCCAACCGCGUGCCCCGGUGCAAGAUGAAAAUACAGCGUCCUCGGGCACGGUUAUCGGGCUGCGCAUUGAACGAUCCUAAUACCGACGCCCAGCGAAAGCACCGCACCCACCCAAUCCAGCAGCAGCAGCAGCAGCAAGAACAACAUUAUCCGCAUUAUCGGCCGUGCCUCCAAACGGCACCACUGGCAGUAGUAUUGCCUUUGUCCUUCGGCUGCAUCCGUUUAGUGCACCGGCAGCAGGUGAGUGCGACGGUAGGUCGCGUGGCGAGGGUGCCUCCUGGCGUUGGUCGCCGCUCCAGGCAGUGUGCAGCACCGGCAGUAGCGGUGGCGGAGACGGUGACUGCAGGAGCAACCAUAGCUAUCGGACGACCCUGCCGCCGUGACGAGUGAGCAGCAGCAGCAGCAGCAGCAGCAGCGGUUCAACCUAGGAGAGGGGUCAGUGUGCGGUUGGGAGGAAGGAAGAAGAAUAGGAAACGCACGCUUUUGGCGAACGUAGAACGAAGAGAAGAAGCAGCAGCAGCAGCAGUGACGGGCCAAGGAACUGCGAACUGUUAGCGCGCCUCGCGCAAUUGAUCCUCGGUCACCUCUCCCCCCCCCUCCCUCUCCACUUUCAUCUCCUUAAAGAAGGACGUGAAGCGAGCGAGUGAUCUCACGGGGCAAGUAGGAGGAGGGGGCCUUACCCGGCCACCACCUUUCGCGUUUGUGUGCUUUUUUGUUGGUGCGUUUGUUUUUUGUCUCGUUUCGAGUGCGUGUGUGUGUGUGUGUGUGUGUGUGUGUGUGUGCUGGGUGUGAGAACGAGCAUUUCCGGCCACCCAGCAGCAUCUUUACCGUGAUCCUUCGCAAACGGGCGACACGCAUCGGCCAACCGGACAGGACUCGGUCGUCCGUCCGUUCGUUCGUCCAGCCUACCCAUCCAUCUAACGCAUCGUCAGGCACACGCGUUUGUGAUCGAGAAGCAACGAAAGCCGGAGCCGGUCGGUAUAAUUAGGUACAUUAUCAUUCUAACGAGUAGAGCCAACGAACGCAUCGAGUACGGAGAAGAAUCCCCAGCCACAGUCAGCCGGCGCACCCACUGUGUCUGUGUCCCCAGAAGAGCCAUCCUUCACCUUCGAAGCGAUGAACGCGAGAGCAGCGCAGCGGUUCGGUGCAGUACUGCUGUUAAUGCUGUCAUCAGUUGUGGUCCACACAGACUGUUGUUCGAGCAGAACGAUGCCGAAGGCCCGAGGCAGGCCGGUGUCACACUUUCGCGGUGUGAUCACAUCAAACCCUAGCAGCGCCACUAGCAGUCAGGAGACAACCAUCCGGCCGGAUGCCCCCUCACCGCCGAUUCCGGCGUCGCCCGAGGCGACCUCGACGGUGACGGGCGCGCGCAUCCCGCUCGGCGGAAAUGGCCAGCCCCCGGGCACCCCCCUCGGCACCAACAACGGUAGUAGCAGCACUGGCACCGGCAGCGGGCGGCAUGAUACGGCCGCAGGACCGCUGAUCGAGCAGCAACAGCCAGCGGAGAGAGCACCGCCACCACCGCAGCAACACCAGCGGGCAGACAAUGGUACGCACAGUGGCGACAAGGAGCAGCAGAUGCGUAUGGGCAAGUGUUCGCAGCUGUUCGAGGACAACUACUGCCUGAACGGUGGUCAGUGCUACAACUUCACCAUCGCCAACUCAACAAUGCCGACGUGCGAGUGCGCGGACGGAUUCAUGGGCGAACGGUGCGAGUCAAAGUACCUGGAUGGGACCUACCUGAGCAUGCGCAAGCCAAAGAUUCAGAUCGAAACGGCCGGCAUGUAUUACGGGGCAUUUCUAGCCAUGAUGGUAGUGCUCGGCGUGUUCUACUAUCUGCACUGGCUCGGCGUCGGCGCGCGUGUAUUCGCGCUCCCGGCCGGCUACCGGCGCGUACCAACCGAAGCGCGCGCCUGGCGCCUGCCCCGAACCUAGGCAGUAUCAGUACGAACGGAUUUGCCCCCACCCGCUCAUCAGUAAUACCUCGGUACGUCCCAUCCGACACUGUAGAACCAUAAUAGCAAUCCCAUUACACAAACGGCACACAAUGGUAUACACAAUGACACAUACACAAAUACGCGAAAACACAUUUACACUGUUAGGAUUUAAGCAGCGCAAGAAGUAGAAAUAAGAAAGGCGGCGAUAGGGCCACUUAUGACAAGUAAAGAACACAGCGUAUCGGUAUAGUGAGUAAGGAUAAGAUUGUAGAGAUGUAAGCAGCAACAACGGGUGUAGCGCGAUGGCGCAUCGUUUGGAGCAUCAUCCAAACACGAGAUGGCGGGUGGGCACCCCGGAGAGCUUAGCGACCUGAGUAGUAACACCAACAACAUUAACCACAAUGACGAAGAUGCAGACAACGGCUACGGCCACGGCGCCAACGAAUACGAAGACAAACACAUUGACGAUUAGAACGAAGAGAGGACUGGAGACUCUUGUAUGUGUUUGCAGUACCACAGAUCUAUCCAGCCGUCACAACAGACAAUAAUAGAGAGAUAUCAUAAGGCCUGUGGCAGGCCUUUAUAGACGGGCCACUGAAGCCAUGUCUCGUCUGGCUAAUUGGUGUGGGAGGGCGAACAUCAGCAGCGAGCAGUUGUGCGACGAGUGUGCGAGGCUAGGGAAACGCUUUAGGGGGAAUUACAAUAGUAAUGGAAAAGAUUGUGAGGGUCCAAUGUACACAUCCCGGCGUUGUUCUGUGUAGUUCGUUUUGGUUUAUCGUGUAUCCGGGAUCGCGGGGUUUGAUUAACAAAAAUUUAUACAGGACGGUUUUCGGCGAAGGUGACGCGUGACCAUAGUGACGAGACCUAUGGAAUCGAGGCAACAGACCAGUCAAAGGCUCCCUUAUCCUCUUUGCUCUCCUCACUUCCGAUCGCUUUUGCGCUGAUCUCAUAGAGGUCGUUCCCAAUCCCGGUACGGAUGAUUAUUUCUUCUCCUCACUAUUUGGUUCACUAUCACUAAACCGCUACUUUCGCACUUCCUUGUGUGUGUAGCCUGCAUACGUGGUUCUGUUGAGCCACGAGUUCAUCUUACAACUGCUCUCAACCCUUCUCUCUACAAACCAGUUGAACAGAAUAAACAAACGAUAAUGCUUCCGUUUAGUUUAUAAUCCAUUCUGCGCCACUUAAGCAUCAAAGAGUAAAUCGACACAGGCGAGACAUAUUAAUGAGGAAUAUCAAUAAAAAAGGAAGUUUUCGAAUGCACACUUGCAGCUGUUUGAUAUUGCGCUAGUCGCGGGCUAGAGAGCCACGAUCAGACUCGAGUUUAAAAAAACCGAGCAUAUCAGAGCUCCGUCUGAAUAUCGGGAUAAUCAUGUAUGUAAUCCAACGAAACAUCACAGAAGAAUUGUGGGAGAGUGCGAGGACGAGUUUUUUUUAACCAGAAUCCGCCGCAUAUAAUUGCAACAGUAUGUAAGGAGAGCAUUGCGAUAUGCUGGCUAGGUAGGGGAGCAGGAAUGCAGGAGUCGAAAAGCAGGAGAAGAUGGGAAUGCAAGGAAUAUAAAACAGCAUAGGAACUAGCAUUAAACGACAUGAUAGAGCGCAAUUUUGCGCAAGCGAUAGACUGUGUUUCGCUUCUUUGUUUUAAAUAUUACCUAAUGUUUAAUACUUAAUCGACCUCUCCGUCCUCUCCUUACCUCUCUAGCUCUAUUUGCCCUUGAUUACUUCAUCCAUUUUCCCGUUUCCUAUUGCUCUUUGGCACACGCGUGCAUACACACACAAUUUUUGAGCGUGUGUGUAUGUGUACUACCUACGCAGUCGUAAAAUCGUAAAAAACGCUGUCAACAUUUGGUUCCUAUCGAGAGUAUAAUGAUAACUUAAGAGCUAGGCAGGCAAUUUUAAGAAACUCGCGGAACGAAAACGCAGAAAGAAAGAGAAAGAUACUAUUGUAGUCGCUAAUCACACCGUUACAGCCCUGUGGUUCCUCUUUUGCACACUAGCAGUCCUUCGGCGCGCUGGAUUGCACUAGUUACGUGCCUUAGCUACCAGAAAGGGUGGAGUGGGAUACAAUGUAUAGGUAGCCUGAGGAGCAGUACAUUCCAAACAAGACUAUUGCGCAUUGCGGUUUUGGUUUUCUUUAGUGUCGCCUCGUAGAGUUUAAGUGUUUAAUCAUUACCAGAGUGGCCUGAACGCAUUCGGAUCGCGGCGUAACGCAUAAUUCGAAUUGGGAGCGGUUGGCCGGUUUGCGUAGUGAUGCGUUCACAAGUUCCCAUCGACCGAGCGGUAGGAAAUGAGCUGAACUGUCGAGUUCAG
This is a messenger RNA of Anopheles darlingi, 5148 nucleotides long. RefSeq names its product protein gurken-like. Gene Ontology annotation, biological process: epidermal growth factor receptor signaling pathway. The transcript has 4 exons. NCBI's taxonomy places the organism in Eukaryota, Metazoa, Arthropoda, Insecta, Diptera, Culicidae. The record is from RefSeq and is a predicted model, not a curated record. Gene Ontology annotation, molecular function: receptor ligand activity; epidermal growth factor receptor binding. Bases 2021 to 2839 code for a protein of 272 amino acids.